Molecule: messenger RNA, 1503 nt
Organism: Ochlerotatus camptorhynchus
Lineage: Eukaryota; Metazoa; Arthropoda; Insecta; Diptera; Culicidae
Product: zinc finger protein Elbow-like
Exons: 1
Biological process (GO): negative regulation of DNA-templated transcription
Cellular component (GO): nucleus
Source: RefSeq, a predicted model, not a curated record
UUUGACUCCAAGACAAGCCCGUUGGCAUUGCUGGCACAGACAUGUAGCGCAAUUGGUUCCGAUUCACCUAAUCCAAAACUUCUGGCCAACAUAGAAAAGAGUACAAAAAACAACCGGGACAAACUGUCACCUGGUACACUAUCCAGUGGGUCUUCAAAUGAUACUCCAAAAUCGAGUUUCAAGCCAUACGAGCCAUCUACGGUGAAUCAUGACCGAACUAAGUCACCAGAUGACAGUCAUCAUUCAAGUGCGAAAAAUAAAUCUCCUAAACGGUCCAUCAGCGCAUCUAAUAUACAACCCCAAAAUGGUCGCUGUGAAUCAAACCAAAGUGCUGCUUCAUCUCGAUCUUCUCCCUCGAAUCACAACCGAAGAACUCCUGGUAGCUCGCACCAACAACAAGAGCGCAACAAUAGUCCAAAUCGUGCCUCAUCCAAAGAUUCACCGAAUACGUUGAGCAGUUCUAUGGAACCCGCAACCUUAAAAACACUUACGGAAUCUGCAAGCAAGGAUCCCAGCAGUAACGGUGAAAGCAAUGUGAGAGCAUCCACUUCAGCUCCAGCCUCUACUACAGUUGGACCACCGUACUAUUCCGGAUACGGAAGCUAUCCAAUGGAUCUUAUGACUGCUAGUGCACUGAUGUCACCGCACCACCAAAUGUUCAAAGCAGCGACUAUGAACCCUUACUUCAAUUACUCCAAAAUGAAAAUGCCAGGAGCACCUGACUCGAUGAUCCCAGUGUGUCGUGAUCCCUACUGUACUGGUUGUGCCUUAAGCUCUCAUAUGCUGGGAAAACUCGGAUCGUCCGGUUGUCCAGCGGGCUGUACUCAAUGUGACCAUCCAGGAAGCAAAUCUUAUUCACAAGCUGCAGCAGCAGCAUCCUUAGCCGCUAGUCAAUCAUCCGCUGCUAUGUAUGCUCAUGCUCAACUUGCCGCACUGGCGGCAGCUUCUCAGUUACCUUACGUAUGCAACUGGAUAGGCAGUGAUUCAUCCUAUUGUGGAAAGCGAUUCGCAGCUUCCGAAGAACUGUUUCAACAUCUGCGAACGCAACACGCUGCCGGUCUUUCAAUGUCAGAAGCUCUGCUUAACCCUGCCACAGCAGCUGCAGCCGCGGCAGGAUUACCUCCAUCCCAUCCACUGUUCCAAAGAACUUAUCCAACACCACCCUUAAGUCCCAUGUCAACUGCCCGCUAUCAUCCCUACGGAAAACCAUCUCUACUCCCUCCUUCCAUGUCUCCGGCCUCUUUAGUCGGUAUUCAGAUGCCACCACAUCCUUCACUAGCGCAGUACUUUCCUCCGUAUUCGUUCUAUGGAGCGCGAUUAAACGGGUCAAAUAAUAUGCAUCCCUAAACGUUUUGUUCGGUUUGUAAAUAAUUUAUCGUUUUCUUAUGAAAUGUUAGUCAUCGGAAAGGAAAUUUUAAUGUAAUAAAACGAUACUUUGUCGAACUCUAGGCACUCUAUUGCAAUAUUUCAGAGAAGGAAAAAAUAAAAUAUUUUCUUGGAACA